Ixodes scapularis (black-legged tick) is the source of this 4728-nucleotide messenger RNA. RefSeq names its product myogenesis-regulating glycosidase. The transcript is spliced from 10 exons. The coding region runs from base 448 to 2673 and encodes 741 amino acids. The record is from RefSeq and is a predicted model, not a curated record. Lineage: Eukaryota; Metazoa; Arthropoda; Arachnida; Ixodida; Ixodidae. Gene Ontology annotation, molecular function: hydrolase activity, hydrolyzing O-glycosyl compounds. Gene Ontology annotation, biological process: carbohydrate metabolic process.
UAUGGUAUUUGCUCCAUCCUUUCUUUUACCUUGGUUUUCACGGUUCUUUACGUCGGCUACACUUUCCGGCACUACGAUUGAGCAACAACUACACGGCUCGUCGUCACUCGGAGCGUCGACUCGCGGCGCAGAAGAGAGGAGAGUGCGCGCUGUAAGAAGCCACAACUGAGAGUCCACUUAUCGGGGGGAUGGAAAGCUCACUCACUCCAAGCCCGCGGCACUAAGAGGUGUAGAGGAGGCCUCGGCAUUCGAGGUAUGCGGCCCUGCGCGCAAGAGCCACACGGCGCUCGCCCGGAGUCGUGCCGCCCGAGUGGCUUCUGCCCGCGUGUGCGCGACGGUCGGUCUCCGUCGGCCCUGCGGCAGCACUGCCGACCUUCCAGAUCGACCUUGGUCCACUCCUGAGGGAGCUCUUCCGACCUGGAGCGAAGAGACGACCCCGCCGUCAUCAUGAGCCGGGAGGAGGCCCUGGGCGCGGCAAGCACGGACGACCUGCUGCCCCUGGCGAGCGUGGCGGGCCCGUCGGCAGACCAGGAGCCCAGCCAGCCAGCCACGGCCGCCACCUCCCAGAACACCACCCCAAGGGAGUCCCCCCAGACCACGCCGGCCCUGGCGCGGAGGGCCUCCAAUGCCCCGGCACUCAAGCUCAACUUGGACGAUGCCACCUGGAGCACCGUGCGAAUGCCCAAGGCUGCUGGCGCCACCCACCUGGCACACCGCAGGGAGACGGAGAGGCCGACCAAGGGCUUCAGUGCGAAGGCGGCCAAGGCCCUGGCCCUGGUGCGCCAGAGCCGAACCCCGGAGUUCCGCUUUCGGCUGGUGCUGUGCGUGCUGCUGGUGAGCAUCGUGAGCGUGGUGGUGCUCACCUGGCACCUGCACGAGGCCUUCCAGGAGGCCAUGCGCCUGUCCACCAAGUCGGACUUCGCCUCCCAGACGCGCAUCCUGCGCCUGCUUGACAGUGGUGGACGCACCCUGCUCAGGGGCGACCUGGGACAGGUGAUCCCGCCCGCGUUGGAGGCUCAUGUGUGCCCCCUGCUCCACCUGGGCUACUGCUUCGAAUGGAAGUACCGGGCCCGGCUGGAGAUCAAGCUGGAACCCCAGAGGGAGGCCGAGGUCGUCUGCUACUCGGUCCACUGGGGAGCCACCUCGGUCCACACGGAGCUGGUCGACUGCUACGCCCUGGACGGUGCCGAGUGGUUCGGCAUGGGGGAGGUGCACAACCUUAGCUGGCCCCUGUCCAACCUCCAGCUGUCCAUGCGGCCCUUCGAGACCGGCCGGGCGGACCCCCUGGGCUCGGUGCUGGAGCCCUACUGGCUCUCGUCACGGGGGGUCUCCAUCGUGGCCCAGACGGGCCAGUCGCUCAUGUUCAGCUUCAACGCAACGGGCAGCAACCGGCUGUGCCUGGCGGCCAAGGAGGAGCUCAACUACACGCUGUGCACGGGUCCGGACGUGUUGGCCAUCCAUCGAGCGUCGGCCGGGCGCCUGCGCCGGCCGCCCGAAGGCAACUUGACGGCGGACGAGGAGACGUUCGUCAAGCACCCGGUGCUCGUGCCGCGCCCCGGCGAGGACGGUAACCUCACCCAGGUGACGGUGCAGGAGUAUGCGAACCGCUUCGUGAGCCACGGCUUCAACGGGGGCUUUGUCCUCAUCCGGGACGGCUGGCAGCAGACGCAAGGGGACCUGUCUUUCUGGAAGGAGGCCUUCCCACACCCAGCCGAGAUUGUGCGCAUUCUGCACAACAAGGGCAACCGGGUGCUGCUCGACGUGCACCCCUACUUCUGCCUCAACUCGAGGAACUUCAGGGCGGCCAUGGACGGGGAGUACCUGCUGGCGGACCAGAGCAAGGUGCCGCUGCUGACCCGCUGGAACGGCAGCCUCUGCGCCGUCGUCAACUUGUUCGAGGACCGAGCCGCCGACUGGUUCCUCGGUCAGCUCGACCAGCUGCGCACCUCGCUGGGCGUGGACGGCUUCGUGUUCCGAGGCGGCCAGGCGAGGGCCCUGCCAUACGGCCAGGGCCGCUGGGCGUCUGCCUUCUUGGGCCGCUACCUGGAGGUGGCCGCCCGCUCGAGCGCCUUUCUAGGCACCCCGGGGGGACCAGGCUUCGUUACCCUGGCACCCCAGCCCUCCACCUGGGCCGCCCUGCAGGGGAUCCUGCCCAAGGUGCUGACCCUGGGCUUGCUGGGCCACCGGGUGGUGAGUCCUGGCUGCGUCGGGGGCGACCUGGUGGCGCCCGGAACCAAGCCCGAGCGGGAGCUCUACUUCCGCUGGUGGCAGCUGGCCGUCUUCAUGCCGGUCCUCCAGUUCUCGGUCCUGCCCAGCGACUACAACGACGACUUUGAGCUCACCAAGGUGUCCCGGGUGCUGACGCAGUUCCGCAAGACCCGGGUGGAGCCGGCUAUCCGCGAGGCCUUAGAGGAGCCCGGGGCGCCCAUCGUGCGCCCGCUCUGGUGGCUGGACCCCCGGGACUCGAACACCUACGGGGCGGGCCACCAGUUCGCCCUGGGCCGCAACCUCAUCGUGGCCCCCGUGCUGGAACCCGGCCGCAACUCGGCCUACGUCUACCUCCCGCAGGGCUGGUGGUGCGAGGAUCAGAAGCUGCACCGGGGCGGCAAGUGGAUCAGCGUCGUGGCACCCCUCGAAAAGGUCACCUACUUCAGCCGCUCGGACAAGUGCUAACCCCGCCCGGACGCACGUUCGACGCGGCUUCGCAACGUGCGCCGUGGUGCCUGGAACGCACCUCCAACUGAGGAGUUUACCGCGUCCUAAAAUGCGGUGCCCUGAUUUCCGCGCGACGACGUCACAAAAGUGUCAUGCUGUCGCCGGCUGCGACCCUGGCAGUGUCACAGCAGGAGUGGCGGACGUGGCGGAUGCCGUUUUCUGAUGUAGUCCGCUCUCCAGCUUUACAGUUCGCGAAAGUUUCGGCAGCCAGGAGUUGGGACACUGCGACAACAGCGGCACUUGCAUUUGCUCUUACAUUUUGCCGGAACUUGCGUGCCCAACCGUCAAGAUUACGACAUCCGAAGGCACUUGGUAACGUCAUUCGUUGCCACAUCGGGACCACUUUCGAUGCCACUGCUAUGUGCACUGCGCUCGUUUGCUUCGGGGUGGUGCCAUGGUGCCGUCGUGACUGAGGUCUCCCGGCUUUCUCUUGAGAACCGGACGGUGCAUUUGGAGUGCCGUCGAGGAGACGCGACGAGAUAGGCGUCGACGGCUCCGGGCAACUAAAGCGAGAGCUGCAAACCGGUCCAUUCAUCAGCAUCUGCUACACUUCGUGGCCGUGACCUUUCCCCAGGCUCUGCGGUGGACUCGCAUGCCGUAAGAUGCCGAUCUUGCUCCCGUCUCCCGACGAGCAUCCACCCCAGACUUCCGAGCCCACCUGGUCAAAACUUAGCGUGCAGGUGGAAAGUGGCGAAGCUUCUCCUAUCUCGGGCUCCUUUCGCAUUUUCCCUCUUGAACCUAACGAGUGCCCGUCCCCCAAUUUCUCGAGAUUAUUCCUAAAUUUUGGGUGGGUGCUCUCUCGGUAUUUUGGGGUAGUCCACAUCGGGAGAGUGGUUGGCAGCCAUCAUCCCGGCAUGCGUUGGGAGGGAAAGCGGUGAAGCAGCCUUUGGGACAAUGUGCAUUGACCAUGACCCGUCCGGACGAGACGCACUCGACGAGCUCCAGACGAGACGCAGCAGUGUGCACUGGUGAGGAGGAUUCGCAUUUGUGGCACGCGCAGCUUCCAACAAUACGAAAGACCCAUUUUCCGAGACAGUUUAUGGGGCGGUGCUAAGCACGCUUUGGCCUUAGGCACCAUAUUUUUUAGAGUGACGACGAAACGAAGGUUUGUUUAUCUUUUACACCUAGCGGUCUGGUCACGUCCAGAGCAAAGCCUGGGUAGCCUUUUGAAAUUGCAUUGUCAUAUGGGUCUUUUAUAUCGUUGAAGACUGUACGCUUGUGCCCUUCCUCUUUCCCUUAACAUGCACCCACAUUCCCAACGUGCUAGCAUCUGAAAGUGGCCGAGGAAUGGCCGGCACUUCUCCGGGCAGACGGGCAAUAGUGCCCUUUGGCACCGUCUUCGGCGGGACGUUGCGCGAGAUUCGACAAGUCCGGGCAAAGAUUGCCCAGAAACGUGUCCGUCCUGACUGGUAGUGUGUGACCCGUCCUGACGUGUCUUUGGGCAAGUCUCAUCGACAAAGUAUCUGCUGCCACUUGUCCGACCCGGUUGGACACCCGACAAUGUCUAGCGUUGCAUCUGAUGCGGGGGCUGCUCAAUCUAUUAUUUACAACCUUGUUCGAACCCGAGGCAGCUCACGGACCACAACACGUCCCGUCUACUCCCGACGAGCCUGUACUCUGAGAAGCAUUUUGUACUCCUGACGAAACUGUAUUGUGAGUGUGUGUGAACCUUUUCGUGAGGCCUUGCGAGCGUUUUGUACUUUGAGUGUACCUAUGCGAUUGAGAUCGCAGACGUGCUGGGGGCAUUCGAGAGAAACGGAUAGUUUUAAGCGACGUAAAUUAACAAAACCACGUAUAGUCAAGUUGGCGGCAGGUUAAAAGUUCAGGGGAGACUCCUCCCACCUCUUUCCAGUUUAGCGGAGCGAACACUCCAUUAAAGUGUAAAAAGGUGGAAGGAGCUUCCCCCAAACCCUUAACCUGUCACCAACUAUAGGUCAGCUCGUCGGUUAUUGCACUACGGCAUGCCUAAUUCCUGACUCCAGAUACAUUCUUUUUUUUUUUUAUUUGGGGACC